Carassius gibelio (silver crucian carp) is the source of this 2118-nucleotide messenger RNA. Its product is annotated as ubiquitin-like protein 7. The record is from RefSeq and is a predicted model, not a curated record. Gene Ontology annotation, biological process: ubiquitin-dependent protein catabolic process. Gene Ontology annotation, cellular component: cytosol. NCBI's taxonomy places the organism in Eukaryota, Metazoa, Chordata, Actinopteri, Cypriniformes, Cyprinidae. Gene Ontology annotation, molecular function: polyubiquitin modification-dependent protein binding. The transcript has 10 exons. The coding region runs from base 1 to 1158 and encodes 385 amino acids.
AUGGCGUUCUCAGAGUGGCGUCUGUCUCUCAAGCUACUGGAUCAGCCUUCUCUUCCCAAAUCCGUGCUGCAGUUCCCCGACACUGAUGAGCCUGGAGAUGUUCCUCCCGGAGAGUAUCGGGUCUCCACUCUCAAGCAGCUGGUCUCAGCUCAGAUCCCAGAUGCCAUACCAGAUCCUGAGCUCAUAGAAUUAGUGUACUGUGAAAGAAAGUUAAAGGAUGACUUGACUCUGGAGUCCUAUGGGAUUCAGUCGGGAUCCACUGUGCACAUCCUGAGAAAGUCCCGGCCAGAACCUGAGAUCCAUCCCGAGCCAGUGGACAAGGUUGCAGCUAUGAGGGAGUUUCGUGUCUUGCAGGCAGCUCUUCACACCAGCAAUGCAUACAGAGACUCAGUGUUCAAGAUGCUGAACUUUGAGGAAUCCCUCUACCAGAUCAUCGUGGCGACACCUGGGCUGAGCAGCGAUCCUGUGGCUCUAGGGGUUCUUCAAGACAAAGACCUCUUCAUGCAAUUCACGGACCCAAACAUGCUUGACACAUUGGCCAAUUCCCACCCGGCGCUGGUAAAUGCCAUCAUCCUGGUGCUGCACUCGGUGGCUGGCAGCGUGCCGCCCCAACAGAGCGCCAGCUCCUCUAGAAAUGUGUCUUCUAGCUCUUUUAGUGACAUGCCAGGAGGUUUCCUCUUUGAAGGCAUGUCUGAUGAUGAGGAGGACUUCCAGUUGGGGAAUCGCGGUGGGCCGUCCACUAUUGCUAGUGGUUUGGGUGGCAUGAGGCCAGCUUCGCUCGGCUAUAACGGCGCUGUGGGCCCCAGACCCAUCACUCAAAGUGAGCUGGCCACCGCUCUGGCCCUCGCCAGCACCCCUGAGAGCAGCGCUGCUACACCAGCUACAGGAAACCAGGCUCCCUCUUCAGGAGUGUCCACAGUCCCUGCAGGCACUCCUAUAACCAACGAUCUGUUUAACCAGGCACUGCAGCAGGCCCUGCAGGUGUCCAGCAUGUCCAGCCUGCAGAAUCAGUGGCAGUCGCAGCUCCAGCAGCUGCGGGACAUGGGCAUCCGUGAUGAGGAGCUCAUCCUGAGAGCCCUGCAGGCCACCGGCGGAGACAUCCAAGCGGGCCUGGAGCUCAUAUUCGCCGGAGGCGCACCAAUCACUUCUCUGAAGUAAAUCGUUAUUGUGAUGUUACAACCAAGGCAUUUGAUUUACCACUACACAUUCAAUACUUGAACUACCUAUUUGAGUUAUUUUUAAAUGCAUAUUUGUCUUUUAUUUUUUUAGAUAUGUACACUAAAUGCAGUGCUAUCAGCUGUUUAGGGCCCACUUUAAAAUAUAUUACUUCUGCUGUGUUGAUAUACAAUGUUCAGCUCUGUAAAGUAAAAUGUUCAGACAAUCAUUGUUUAGUUUUAUUUUGUCAUGGAUAUAAAAUCUUUGAUAAAAACCAUAAAUUUUGUUGCUCUGUAGUUGUGUACAAGGAUUAAACUUCGCAUGAAGUGGAAGAUCCCCCUCUCUGUUUUCCAAAUGCAUCUUAAUGAUUCAUCUACGAUUGUUAUAUUUAAUUUAUUUUGACCUCCUGAUUUUUAAUUAAAAUGUCACACUCUAGCUUGAUCUUCCAGUGAAACAAUAGACUUUGUUACGGUGAAGGUGACAGCUUUUCAAAUGGAAAUUAGUGCAUAAAAUCAACUUCAGCAAAAUAAAUAUCCAAACUAAAUUUUAACUAAAAUGUAUACUUUCUAUAUUCUUGGAAGCAAGCAGUGAUAGUUUGCAUUUACUACAAGAUUUGAUUGCAGUUUAUUUGCUUUGUGUAUAAACAAUAGUAGGCUAAAUAAUUAAUUGGUAAACAACAAACUAUCUAUAUGUGCCUUUUAUCAUCAGUAUCAAUAACCUGUUAUGUUUUUAUGGGGUUGUUUAUUCAUGAACUUCAGGUCCAAAUGAUAUAGGACACUCUAUAGGACAAUGACCAGGUCAAACAUCUUAUAAAAGCCUUUGCCGCAAUUUGUCAUUUAGACCUUUUCUAGUGAUUUCAGUGUCCAUUUUUGUGAUAUAACAUGGCCUUAUAACUUCUGUUCAUCUUUCAAGUUGCUUGGUUGAUGAAAAAGUAGAAGUGAAACACUUGCCCACUGAUUCUAA